This is a messenger RNA of Eimeria tenella, 615 nucleotides long. RefSeq lists its product as uncharacterized. The coding region runs from base 1 to 615 and encodes 204 amino acids. The record is from RefSeq and is a predicted model, not a curated record. NCBI's taxonomy places the organism in Eukaryota, Apicomplexa, Conoidasida, Eucoccidiorida, Eimeriidae. The transcript is spliced from 4 exons.
AUGUCUCCAACAUCAUUAUUAUUCAUUUUUUUUGUGAAUUAUGGAUAUUUGUUGUUUCGUUUCUUUCCCGUUGCUGCUGGCGGCCGGCGGGCGGCGGCCGCCGCGGCCCCGGGCGUCCGGCGGUCGUUUUUGCUGCGAUUUGCGCAACAACCGCCGAAAGAAACUGCUGCGCAGCAACUAAACAAUAAAAUUAAUGAAAUUGAGGAAACAGAGCCGACAGAGGGGCCCGGAGAGCCCUGGAUCGACCCGCUUCCCCCCGCCUACGAGUACCCCGCUGAGGACUACCUGGUGGUGCCGAACAGCCGCAGAUACUGCGAAGGCAGCAGCAUUUUGAAGGCCACUUCUGCAGCAAGCAACUUCGCAGCCGAAGAAGAUCCCCCAAACCGCGUGCGGCAGCCGAAGGCUCUCUUGUGCGCAGGCAACCCGACGGACUGGGCGAGAGAAGAAGGCGUGGCGACUUUUCUGCGGAAGGGUUUGGCUGCCGUUCAAAUAAAUCCAAAAAUUCGAAAAAAACGAAAAGAAAAAAAAGGAAAUGGAUCUGUCACCCAAGACGACCUUUUCGACUCCGUCCCGAGGGGCACUCUCGUGGUGGCGGAGUUGAAAGAGUUGAACUAA